Molecule: messenger RNA, 3106 nt
Organism: Globicephala melas (long-finned pilot whale)
Lineage: Eukaryota; Metazoa; Chordata; Mammalia; Artiodactyla; Delphinidae
Gene: HSD11B1L
Product: hydroxysteroid 11-beta dehydrogenase 1 like
Cellular component (GO): intracellular membrane-bounded organelle
Molecular function (GO): oxidoreductase activity
Source: RefSeq, a predicted model, not a curated record
CGGUCGCGGCGUCGCAGAGGCCUCUGGGAGGCGUAGUCUCUUGUCAGCCGCAAAGGCCUCCGGGAGUCGGAGUCUCGGCACCGAAACAACAGAAAGAGGUUGCGGUCCCACUGCAAAACAACCGUGCGAAGCUUAGUCCUCAGGGCCCAGCCGCCGCAAAGCUGUCUGGGAAAAGUAGUCGGCAAGUCACGUGAGGCGCCGGACGGCUCGUUUAGCCGCCAAGCCUCCUGGGAAAUGCAGUCGGGGGCGGCACGGCCCUCGUGACGUGAGGGAAAGAGGAAUCGGGUGACAAGAGUGGGGCCUGAGGGGGACCCACGAGAUGUCGUCUCCCGCGCCGGCGCGGGGGACUAAGGGCCCAGGCACAGGAAGAGAGUGCCUGGAAGCUGGUUGUCACGGCAACAUGAGGGCUGAUUUGUACGAGAAAGGCGGGCCUUUAGUCACGUGAUCAGGUCAGUGGUUGAGGCCAGAGGAGAGCUAGGCGGGAGGCUGUUGCCCGGCAACGCCUGGGCGCGGAGUCCCCACAGUAUAGCCCCUCCCCCCGAGGAGGUGGGCUCGGAGUCGCGUGACUCAGACCCUACGGGAGGGGGCGCGGUCGGAGACUGGCGGACGCAGUGGUGAAGUGAGGGCAGCGGAGCGCACGCGUGACUCCCAGGCCCGGACCCCAGCCCCGCUGGACAGCGGGAGAAACUGAGCCCUGAGUGGGUGAGUUCGCGAUUGGGAGAGUGCAGUGAGUCGCACGCCCCCUUUGUCCAGAGGGGAAACUGAGGCCCGGCGAGGUCAGGGGGCCGGUGGGUUCUGCGAGGAUCGGGUUUCCUCCUUUCCUCCCCCUUCAGAGCCUGGCUGUUUCAUCCAUCCAUUCAUCUCUCCGCCCACUCACCCACCCAGCCUGCCAGCCAACCCCUGCGAGGGAACUAUGGUCAGGGCCAGUUUGAGGAGAAUGUUGAGCUGUGGGGCUUCAGGGCUUUCCCUGGAAGUGGGGAGAGGUGGGAGAGUGUUCCCUGGUGAGGGGACGCUGGCGUGACUGGGUUAGGGCGAGGAGUUCACUUUUCUGAGAACUGAUAGAUUCAUGGAUAGGAAGUGGGGAAGAUGAGGAUGGACAGAGAGCCGAGGCCAGACCUGCUGGGUCUCGUGGGCUGAGGUGAGGAGGGUGUGGUCUCCAUCUGGGGCAGUGGUGAGCCCUGGGAGGGUUUGGAACAGGAAGGGACAUCUCAGAUGUUUUUGGACAAAGAUCCCUAUGGCCUUUCCUCUUUGCCCCAUGCAGUUCAGAGGAUAGAAACCCUAAGAUGUAAUGGGCUUGUGCCCUUUUCAGGGGAGAUCCAUGACCCCCUUAACUUUAAUCACCUGGCCUGUUUUUAUCUUUCACCUUCUCCCUGGAACAAGUAAAUCGGCUCCCCCAGCUGAAGUCACAUCUUAACCCUGAUGACACGGGCACCUCCAUCUCCAAGCCAGUCCUGAGUGUCCGAUUCCUUCUGGGUGUCUCCAGACAGAGUUAUCUUUCUGGGCUCCCCCACCUCUCACCUCCCACAUUCCUCAUAUCACUCUGGGUCAGUCUAUCUGUUGAGUACCUACUGCAUGUCUGGCAGUUCAGGGCACGGAAGAUCCAAAAGGGAGCAAAACAGAAGCAGGUUUCCAUUUCCUUUCUGCCCUCAUGGAGCUGAGUCUAAGGGGAGAGAGGGAUCCUGAACAGGUAACAAAUCAUCAAGAUGAUUUCAGGGGAUGACAAGUGCUGAGAAGGAGAAAAGUUCUACAGGUAAGAGAGAGGGGGUGACCAGGAACAGAGGUGCUUUAGAGGAGGAGGCCAGGGAAGUGCCCUCUGAGGAGGUGAUUUUUCCAGCCAAGACUUGAAAGAGCAAGCCGUUGGGUUGUAUUUGGGAAUACAAAAUACAACCUCGUAGAGGGAACAGCCAAUGCAAAGGCCCUGAGGCAGGAUGGUGAGUGGCUGGUUCCAAUGAACAGUGAAGAGGCUGGUGUGGCAAAGCAGAGUGAGCAAGAGGGGCUGGUCCAAGCAGACCCUUUUUGGUCACCAAGGCUUUUGUUCUAAGUGAAACGGGCAGGGUUUUCAGUAGGGGAAGAAGAUGGCUGCAGUGGUUCAGGUGAGCUAGAUGAUGACCUGGACCAGGUGGUGGCUCUGCAGAUGGAGAAGAGGGGGCAGGGCCAGGGGCAUCACCGCUGGCUCUUCGAACAAAGACGCCGUUGGGGAAAUGGGUGUGACUGGGGUGCGACUGUGGGCCAGGCCUGUGCCGGCCCCCCCUCUCUCCCGCUGCAGACCCAGGGAGGGCCAUGAAGGUGCUGCUGCUCGUGGGGCUGGGAGCCCUGUUCUUUGCCUAUUAUUGGGAUGACAACUUUGACCCAGCCAGCCUCCAGGGAGCCCGUGUGCUGCUGACUGGAGCCAGCGUGGGCAUCGGGGAGGAGCUGGCAUAUCACUACGCGCGCCUGGGCUCCCACCUGGUGCUCACUGCCCACACCGAGGCUCUCCUGCAGAAGGUGAAUUUCCUGAGUUACGUGCAACUGACUUCGUUGGCGCUGCCGAGUCUGACUGACAGCAAGGGCUCCCUGGUGGUGGUGUCCUCGUUGCUAGGCCGCGUGCCCACGUCCUUCUCCAGCCCCUACUCGGCGGCCAAGUUCGCGCUGGAUAGCUUCUUUGGCUCUCUCCGGCGGGAGCUGGAUGUGCAGGACGUGAACGUCGCCAUCACCAUGUGCGUCCUGGGCCUCCAGGAUCGCGCCUCGGCCGCCGAGGGAGUCAGGGGCGUCACAAGGGCCAAGGCGGCCCCAGGGCCCAAGGCAGCCCUGGCUGUGAUUCGUGGCAGCGCCACGCGUGCCUCCGGCGUCUUCUACCCGUGGCGCUUCCAUCUGCUCUGCCUGCUUCGCGGCUGGAUGCCACAGCCAAGGGCCUGGUUCAUCCGCCAGGAGCUCAACAUCACGACCCCCGCUGCUGCCUGAGCCCCUGGGCUUAAUGCCCCUUCGUCUUCCCAGAAGAAGACCCUCCAGCCAAUCGUCCUGGAGCCCGGACAGACACCUCUGAGCAGGUGGCCAAGGGCCAAAAGAAAGUCAUCAAGACAGAAAAGUAAACCUGAGAAAAACUACCAGCACCUGAAAGCAGUCAGAA